This is a messenger RNA of Cricetulus griseus (Chinese hamster), 1719 nucleotides long. The record is from RefSeq and is a predicted model, not a curated record. NCBI's taxonomy places the organism in Eukaryota, Metazoa, Chordata, Mammalia, Rodentia, Cricetidae.
AUGUCCUUCCAAGGCAAGAAGAGCAUUCCCCGGAUCACGAGCGACCGCCUUCUCAUCAAAGGGGGGAAGAUUGUGAAUGACGACCAGUCCUUUUAUGCCGACCUGUAUGUGGAAGAUGGUCUGAUUAAACAAAUUGGAGAAAACCUCAUCGUCCCUGGGGGCAUCAAAACCAUUGAUGCUCAUGGCCUGAUGGUAUUGCCCGGGGGAGUUGACGUCCACACCCGGCUGCAGAUGCCUGUGCUGGGCAUGACCCCAGCUGAUGAUUUCUGUCAGGGCACCAAGGCGGCCCUAGCAGGCGGGACCACUAUGAUACUGGACCAUGUGUUUCCUGAGCCUGGUGUGAGCCUGCUGGCAGCCUAUGAGCAGUGGAGAGACCGAGCAGACAGUGCAGCCUGCUGUGACUACUCCCUACAUGUGGACAUUCCCCGCUGGCAUGAGAGCACCAAAGAGGAGCUGGAGGCCCUAGUCAGGGACAAAGGUGUGAAUUCCUUCCUGGUCUUCAUGGCAUACAAGGACAGGUGCCAGUGUACCGAUGGUCAGAUGUAUGAGAUCUUCAGCCUCAUCCGGGACCUGGGAGCCUUGGCCCAAGUGCACGCAGAAAAUGGGGACAUCGUGGAGGAGGAACAAAAGCGCCUACUGGAGCAAGGCAUCACCGGCCCUGAGGGCCAUGUCCUCAGCCACCCAGAAGAGGUAGAGGCCGAGGCUGUGUACAGAGCAGUCACCAUUGCCAAGCAGGCCAACUGCCCACUAUACAUCACCAAGGUGAUGAGCAAGGGAGCGGCUGACAUGGUUGCCCAAGCCAAGCGCAGGGGGGUGGUUGUCUUUGGAGAGCCCAUCACUGCCAGCCUGGGCACGGAUGGCUCACACUACUGGAGCAAGAACUGGGCCAAGGCUGCGGCCUUCGUCACUUCACCCCCUAUCAACCCAGACCCUACCACUGCAGACCACCUCACCUCCCUGCUGUCCAGUGGGGACCUCCAGGUGACAGGCAGUGCACACUGCACCUUCACUACCGCCCAGAAGGCCGUUGGCAAAGACAACUUCACCCUGAUUCCGGAGGGUGUCAACGGUAUAGAAGAACGAAUGUCUGUGGUCUGGGAGAAAUGUGUGGCCUCGGGGAAAAUGGACGAGAAUGAGUUCGUUGCUGUGACCAGUACAAAUGCUGCCAAAAUCUUCAAUUUUUACCCCAGGAAGGGGCGUGUGGCUGUGGGUUCUGAUGCUGACCUGGUCAUCUGGAACCCCAGGGCCUCGAAAGUCAUCUCUGCCAAGAGCCACAACCUGAAUGUAGAGUACAACAUCUUUGAAGGAGUGGAGUGCCGAGGAGUGCCCACAGUGGUCAUAAGUCAGGGCAGAGUGGUGCUGGAAGACGGGAACCUGUUUGUCACUCCAGGGGCUGGCCGCUUCAUUCCCCGGAAGACGUUCCCUGACUUUGUCUACAAGAGGAUAAAGGCUCGGAACAGGCUAGCAGAGAUCCAUGGUGUGCCUCGAGGCCUGUAUGAUGGGCCUGUCCAUGAGGUAAUGUUACCUGCCAAGCCAGGGACUGGCACACCGGCUCGUGCAUCCUGUCCGGGCAAGAUCUCAGUGCCACCUGUGCGUAACCUGCACCAGUCGGGGUUCAGCCUAUCUGGGUCUCAGGCUGAUGAUCACAUCGCCAGACGCACAGCUCAGAAGAUCAUGGCACCCCCUGGAGGACGCUCCAACAUCACAUCUCUUUCCUAG